UGAACAGCUGAAUGACACUUUGAGGCAUUUGCACUUGUUAAAAGGCAAAAGAAAGAAAGAAGAAAAGAGGAGUCGUACAUCAGACAGUUGGAACAAAAGGAUAUGCUCACCCGAGAGUGGACAACAGAAAUCUGCAUUUGAAGACGCCUCUUGCUGAUUAAGGAUUUGAGUUUUACUUCAGUUUUGCCUGCUGUGGUUAAACUCCAGCAUUGUGUGUCUGUUUGUGUGCAUUUGUGUGUUAGCAUGUCCGUUCUGUAAGGACUGUCCUGUUUUUGGAUUCGAUUGUGAGCGCAAGGGGAGGCCACAUGGGGCCCGGGCCUUGUCCGGGAUGCCAGCUGCUGCGGUGAAGCCUGCUCUGGACAUGGUUGCCGAGGGAGGGGGCGUAGGGGAGCGCGGGGUGUCCCAGUGGGAAGCCUCUGGGCUGGGCCGGCAGAGGCUGCCUCUGCCCUCCCUGAAGGUCCCCAGAGAGCUGCUGCGCAGCUUCCCCCACUCCAAACGGGUUGGAUCCUACCUGGUGGGGAAAAUGAUCAACAAGGGCUCAUUUGCCAAAGUGAUGGAGGGGCUGCAUAUCAGCACAGGGGAAAAGGUAGCCAUUAAGGUGAUAGACAAAAAAAAAGCACGACAGGACUCCUAUGUACAGAAGAACAUGAAGAGGGAGCCUCGCAUUCAUCAGAUGGUGCAACACCCUCAUAUUGUAGUUCUGCUGGAGACUCUGGAGACUGAGAACAGUUACUACAUGGUUAUGGAGCUCUGUGCUGGAGGAGACCUGAUGGACAGGAUCUGUGAGAGGAAGAGGCUGGAGGAGCGGGAGGUGCGGCGCUACACCCGACAGAUCCUCUCUGCUGUGGAACACCUGCACAAACACGGCAUCGUGCACAGAGAUUUAAAGAUCGAAAACUUCCUUCUGGAUGAACACAACAAUAUAAAGAUUGUGGACUUUGGCCUGAGUAACACCCUGAAGACUGACUCUUUAUCUCUGGAGCUCCUCAGCACCCAGUGCGGAAGUCCAGCCUACGCCGCCCCGGAGCUCCUCGCUCACAGGAAGUAUGGACCCAAAGUGGAUGUGUGGUCUGUAGGCGUGAGCAUGUUUGCAAUGCUGACAGGAACUCUGCCCUUCACUGUUGAGCCGUUCAACAUCAAACAGCUGCACCAGAAGAUGGUCAACGGGGAGAUCAGCAGCAUCCCCGGUGACAUCAGCAAAGGUGCUGUGUCAUUUGUGUUGUCUCUCCUGGAGCCCGACCCAGCAAAGAGACCCAGCGUUAGAGCUGCCAUGGAGGAGAGAUGGAUAAAUGAGGGCUAUUCCAAAAAAGCUCUGCACACUCUCUCUCAUAAAAACAGGUUGUCUUCAGAGGAUCUCAACUCGACCGUGCUAGAAUACAUGACAGAGACACUGGGAUAUUCCCUCUCUGAAAUCAUACACGUGGUCACAACCAACCGACCCUCGGCCCUCACGGCCUCCUAUCACCUGCUGCUCAGCCGACUCAACAGGAGUCAGAGAGGAGCCAAAGCCAGCAAGAAGCUAGAGAAUAACGACUGGAGUCUUCCCAGCAAGAAUACAUGGAAAGAGAGGAAUAACAGUGAAUCCCAGACUCCACAACAGAAUGAACCAACCAAUGAAAAAAGCUUGAAGCAGCUGAGCAAGCCUCUGAGGAACCAACAGGCAAGUGAAUUUAAGAGCAGCAGAAAGAGGACUGAGAACCUGCACAGAGAGGGUGACGAGAAUCGGUCACCUUCUCCUUCUCUACCCCAGCUUCCUCACUCUGCCUCUCCGUCCUUACCCCCUCAUCUCCCCUCUCCUUCCCCUGCACCUCUGUCUGCAGAGGAGAGGGCUACUGAUGAGGAGACCUUAGAUGCCAGAGAGACACUGUUUGCAGAAGUAACUGUUUUUGGAGACAGGGAACUCGUCCACCUUUCUCCUCCUAAAAACUCCACAUCUCAACUCUGUGACUCCGCCCCUUGCCAAGUUCCCUUACCUGCAGAGCCAAUCAGAGAUACUAGCACGUCAAGACCAGUCCGAAAUACGCACCUGCUCAGGACUACUCAGUCAGAUGGUGCUGCAGACCCCGUGUCAGACUGCUUCAAAGGCACCCGACGCCAGGAAGAUUCUAAUCACCUGAGCAUCAAUGAGCGACUGGAGAAGCUGCAGACGUUUUAUUCAUCCGAGAAGAACGGCACGUCUCCCAGGACACUCCUGGACACUGACACGCGCACCACACACUCCUCAGACAGAGGCCACUUGGGUUCUGUUGAGGCGUCACAGACAUCGCCCUCUUCCCCCCUCCCACUCCUCAACAACGUGGCGCUUAAAGACGGGCGGGGAAGGAAGAUGACAUGGGCAGGGCUGACCCGACCCGGGCCCCCGAGACUAAUCGUGAAUGGGUCUAAACCUCCUGCUCUCCCCUCACAAAGACAACAUACUCUGGUCUUCAAGAACCUCAGGCAGGAGAGGGGAAGGAGGAAAGAGCUGUCUGCAGCACGAGGAGAGAGAGUAGCAGGAGGGAUAAAUGGAGCCAAGAGGAACUCAAUUCAGUUGCGCUCGUCUCUCCAGCGUCGCGUGGCAGACCUGAACCUUCCACUGCUUUCUGCAGGCCUGCAGGGGAAACCUGACAGGAAGAGUCAGCUACACAGCAUGGACUACUGACACAAAGAUGACAGGAUCUGAUAGUAUUUCAGGGACAGUAACUAAAGAAGUAUUCAGUAAAUACUGGUGUCAACAGAAAUAAUAGCGAGCAACAGUUAUUUGGAACAGAUUUAAAUGGCAGCUACAGAAAAGUACAAUCCUAACGAUAUUACUUUCUCACUCUGCUGUUCUCUUCAUGCCUUUUCUCACCAGCAGGGUCAGUGCUGCAGUGCCAAAGCUUUCAACUCUUAACAAUAAGCUAGUCAUAGAACUCCAGUGUCCAUCAACAAGACUUUGGCUGAGCACCUAUCAAGCAUGUUGUUCUUGAAUUUCGACGUGCUGAUCUCCACUGACACAAAGUCAAAGGCAGAAUUUAAAAUGAUGAUUUUUUUGCUUUGUUUGUAUUCACUCUUCUGAAAUAGAUUUUUGUACUGACAGUGAAAGUAAAAGCAAU
Molecule: messenger RNA, 3074 nt
Organism: Maylandia zebra (zebra mbuna)
Lineage: Eukaryota; Metazoa; Chordata; Actinopteri; Cichliformes; Cichlidae
Product: hormonally up-regulated neu tumor-associated kinase
Biological process (GO): intracellular signal transduction; protein phosphorylation
Cellular component (GO): cytoplasm
Molecular function (GO): ATP binding; protein serine/threonine kinase activity
Source: RefSeq, a predicted model, not a curated record